AUGACGUCAAUAACUCCCAAAGUAAAAGGCAUCGAACUCCUGCUACCUAGAGGGUUCUCCGAACAGCUUCUCUUCGAAUUCUCGCCCUUCAAGAAUUGGCUCUCCACCCUAUUUAGCUCUCUUGUAAAACAAGCUAACCCCUCACACCCCUUCAACAAAGACCCGUAUCGUCUCCGCUCCGUCGAGAUCCAGAGCUUCGAUCUAUUCGGCAAGCCUCCGAACCAACGCAUCGGCUUCCUCAAGUUCAUCGCCGGUAUCUCGAAUGGCGCCGGCGAGACCCUGCCCGGUAGCGUGUUUAUACGCGGACCCAGCGUCGCUAUGCUCGUCAUCUUAGUGCCUGACGACGUCUCCAAAGAAGACAACGAUAAAGACGGAUUAUGGGGUGAGCGCUACGCUCUCCUCACCGUCCAACCCCGCAUCGCCGCCGGCAGCCUGGCGUUUGUGGAAUUGCCCGCUGGCAUGGUCGAAGAGGGGGGAUCGUUCUCCGGCACAGCAGCGCGGGAGAUCCGCGAGGAACUCGGGCUAGAGAUCCCGGCCGAUCAGCUACGGUGCUUAAGCGACAUGGCGGGUGCCCCUGGAGUUAACGGUGAGGAUCUGCCGCUUGGUAUGUACCCCUCGGCUGGUGGAUGCGAUGAACAUAUCCCGAUCUACAUGCAUGAGCGACGGGUGCCCCGCGAGACGCUGGGUGAGUGGGCGGGAAAACUUACGGGAUUGCGGAGUGAGGGGGAGAAGAUCACGCUGAAGUUGGUGAAGAUGCGGGAUUUGUGGCGCGAGGGGGCGCGCGAUGCGAAGUGUCUUGCUGCGCUGGCGUUGUGGCAGGAGUUUCGCCGGCAGGGGAAGGUGUAA
Annulohypoxylon maeteangense is the source of this 846-nucleotide messenger RNA. RefSeq lists its product as uncharacterized. Gene Ontology annotation, molecular function: ADP-glucose pyrophosphatase activity; ADP-ribose pyrophosphatase activity. The record is from RefSeq and is a predicted model, not a curated record. Lineage: Eukaryota; Fungi; Ascomycota; Sordariomycetes; Xylariales; Hypoxylaceae. Gene Ontology annotation, biological process: nucleoside phosphate metabolic process; ribose phosphate metabolic process. Bases 1 to 846 code for a protein of 281 amino acids. The transcript is spliced from 2 exons.